Molecule: messenger RNA, 5007 nt
Organism: Schistosoma rodhaini
Lineage: Eukaryota; Metazoa; Platyhelminthes; Trematoda; Strigeidida; Schistosomatidae
Source: the annotation of a GenBank genome assembly
AUGGUUGUAAAGAAUAUGAAAAUGUAUAUAAAAUGUCAAAUGUGCCUAUGUAUUGGUCUAUUUUUCUGUACAUAUAUUGUGAAUAGUAUAGUUAGUAAUGAAUUGAUGGAGAUCUAUAAUCUACCAAAAUUUAUCAUAGAACCAAUUGAUAGAAUAUAUUAUUCAUCAAAUCAAUCACAAUUCAUCCCUAAAUUUCAAUUAUAUGCAUUAAUUACACCAAGAAAUGCAACUAUACAACUUGGUGCUAUACAUAAAGAUAAACCAAAUAUGAUUAUUUAUAUACCUACAGUACAUGAAUAUUCUACAGAAUUAUAUUCAAUGACAUUUGCUCAAACUCAUGCUAAAAUUCAAUCACUUACUAUACAUGAUAAUUUAGCUCAUCUAAACUACUUAAUUUCAUAUAUAAGUAAUAUAGAUAAUAGUAAUAAUAAUAAUAUUAAUAUUAAAGAAAAUAUCAAUCUUUGGUUAAUUUCUGUAUAUAAUUUUUUACCAGAUAUGAAAUUAAUAAUCUUAGCUACUACAAAUUAUGGUACAGUAUCUAGUCAUUUGAUUGAUUUGAAAACAAGUGUUCUUCCAGCCUUCCCACCUCAUUCAGAUAAAUAUUUAUCACUUCUUAUUGGAAAUACAGCAGUUGUUAUUUGUCAUUUACCAUUGUCACAACCAUCAUUACCUACAGUACACUUUUAUCAUAACAAUAUAAAAUUAGAUUUAUCACAAACUGACAGAUAUCGUUUAAUUUACAUUGGUGGUGAUGACUCUGGUUUACCAUGGGAAAUAUAUUCACAAAAACCUCAUUUUAGACAAGAAAAUUUCAAGAAACACAAACCAAGUGCUGUUAUCUUGCUCAUCCAUUCACUACAACUUUCUGACACUGGACAAUAUUACUGUUCAGUAAGCCUAUUUGAUAAAACAAUUUCAUCGAAUCAAAGAACUCAUCUGGUUGUGACAAAACCAAAUAAAAAAAUUUGGACACAUUUAAAAUUUUCAUCGGAUGAUCCUGAUUUAUCUUAUUUAUAUAAUAAUAAUAAUAAUAAUAAUAAUAAUAAUAAUAAUAAAAAUAAUGAAAAUUCAUUAAAUAGAAUAAAAGAAAUUAAAAUUAAUGAAAAUACAAAUUUAACAUUAUUUUGUAUAUUUGAAAGUGCACCAGUUGUAUCAACACGUUGGUAUUAUAAAGAUGAAUUUAUGGAGAAUAUUGAAAUUAAUCAAAAUUUUGGUGUAUUGAUCAUUAAAUAUGCUAGACCGAAAAAUGAAGGUAUUUACACAUGUUCAGUGGAUAAUUCUCAUUCAAAGCUUAUUGGAAAAUCUUUUCGUAUUAUAGUAAUAAGGACCCCAACAACCAGUUUAUUAAAUCCAAAACUGAUUACUACUGAAAUCGGUAAACAAGUUACAUUAAAUUGUAAUAAUAAUAAUAAUAAUAAUAAUAAUAAUAAUAAUAAUAAUGUAAUGAAUAUGAAUCAAAUACCAUUUCCAAAGUUACCAACACCUGAUGAAUGGAAUAAAUGGGAUUAUAAUAAAAGAAUUAAUCAUUCCAGAUAUUAUAUUGAAAAACAAUAUAAGAAGAAGAAGAAAUUAAACUAUUCAACAUAUAUUAGUCAAUGGAUUCAUAAUGGACAAUUUAUUACAAUGAAUGAUGAUGAUAAUUAUCAUUUUGAAGAUGGAUUAUUGAAAAUACUAAAAAUUGAAAAAUCACAUACUGGUAUCUAUCAGUAUAUGAAAAGUAACCAAUAUACUAACAGUAUGGAUGACAAUAAUAAUGAAAAUGAAUACGAUGAAGAAUCAAUCAACUGUAAAUUUUAUAUUCAAUUAAAGGAUGAAAAGUUUGUUCAUAACGAAACUGAUCAACAAGUCAAAACAAUUUUUGAACAUACUUCGGAAGGUUUAACUGGUCAUUUGAAUUGUAAUUUAUCAUCAUUACUACUAACUGAAAGUUAUCAAAAUACACAUCAAGCAAAUAAUCAAUAUCAAUGGUCAAUUUUAUGGUAUCGUAGUGUAACAUCAAGUGAACCACUUAACAUUGAAUCAGUUAAUAAAGCAUCUGGUGGGAUUAAAUAUAUUAUUAGCAACGUCAAUGAAUAUACUCAAAUUCUCAGCAUUGUUAAUCCUAGAAAGAUUUCCGAUGAUGGUCAAUAUGUUUGUAGAGUUUACAAUACAACAACAGGGAAACUUUUAGGUGAACAACGAUUUCAACUGAUCAUUGAAUCAAUCAAUAAUGAUGAGAAUAUCCAUAAAAAUCUUAUCAAACAUGAAACCUUUUUAACCAAAUCAUCUAUAUCAUCCGAAACGCCAAAUAAAUAUGAAUUACCCUCUAAGAGAAAUGAACAAAAUUUAGUCUUAAAACAAACUGAAAAACCACAAAUUAAAGUAUCACAACCAAUUGUCAAAAGAUUAGCAAAGUUUACAAUGGCUGUACAUAUAAAAUGGAUAGUUUAUCAUAGUCCAAUUAAAGAAUUACACUAUCAAUUGGGUAUAAAACAUUUAGGAAAUAUUCGUCAAACUAAAUCAAUUAUAACAUUUUCUAAUGAGUAUAUACAUUCAAGGAACAAAUCGAAUGAAGAAGAAUUUUCAAUUUUGCCAAAUAUUUAUGAUAAUUCAAGUAUUAUAUUUGAUUCACGUGAUCUUUUUCAACCACAAAACUCUUACAGCUUGCGUGUACUGGUUUUAGAACAUCAACUAUGGAGCCCUUGGACAGAACCAGUGAACUUUGAUAAUAUGCUUGAUACUAAUUUACAAAUUAUAUCAAUCGUAACUAGUAAUCAGACAUGCCUUUAUAUUGAAUGGAUAUAUAUACAAUCAAGAAAUCAUUCAUUUACAACAAUGAAUAUUACGGAUUUCAAUGAUCUAACAUUUAAUAUCAUCUAUCGUAAUUUAUCUGAUAAUUUAAAUGAAAGAAAAUCUUUAUUAGAAUUAUGGACUGAAUUUAUAUUUAGUGAUGAGAAACGAUUUUCGAUGGAUUUAUCUCAAAUGAAUCAAUUAGGUGACUUAUAUAUACGUCGAAUUAAUGGUGAUCAUACAUUGAAAGGAUAUUUACUUGAUGGAUUACAACCUAAUGUAACAUAUGCAGUAUCUGUUUAUAUUGAAGUAACAAAAAUUGAUCAUUAUCAAUCACAAAAAUAUUUUACACGUUUAAGUAAUGAAGUUGUUCAAAAAACUUUACCGAAACUAAUUUCAUUGUCAACUAAUGAAAAUCAGUUUUUUGUAAAAAAUUCAACGAAUGAAAAUAUUAAUCAAUUAAUAAUGGUGGAUUCAUUUGUUCAAUCAACAUCAAAUAUGAAGUCUAAAAUGACAGGACAAAUUGGUUAUAAUAAAAAUGAUUUAACUAGUAAAUUAACUAAAACUUAUCAACAUGACAGUUAUGUAUUAAUUGUAAUACUUGGUUCACUCGCUGGUGUAUUAUUCAUUAUAUUCAUUGUACUGAUUACAUUUUGUAUAUGGUAUCGAUUACAUUUGAAAUCUCAAUAUCCUAGAGGCUAUUUCGGUGGCUUAAAUGAUUCACAGCUAACUGAAACUCCAAAGCAGAGAACAAUCACUGAAUGGGAAAACUUCCAAACUCAACCAAUUACGACAACUGAUAAUCAUCAAACAUUUCCACGCACUGCAGGUAAUCUUCAUCUACAAUCUUUAGGUGACCAACAGAAUUUGAUUACAGAUAUAAAUAAUUUUGCUACAUUACAACAUCCAACACAAUGGAUACAACAGUCUCAAAUACCAUGUGAAAGAAAGUGUAGGAACUCUAUGGUUCUUGAUGAAACACUCAAGACCUAUUGGCCAAUCAUAAAUUCUAACGACGCAAAAGUAACAUUUAUGAAAAAUCAUAAUCAUGGAAAUGUAAUACAUGGUUCUCCAUUACUUCCAAUUUACAAAGAUUAUUUACUGAAACAGGCAAAUCAUCAAUCAAUUAAUGGUACCUUGUCAGAUGGUCAAGGUGAUAAUCAAAUUGGGAGUUUAGAUGGAAUAUUUCAAGAUAUCGCUGGUGGAGAACAGUUCAAUGGUGCCAACAAACUUUCAAACAAGGAUGUUCAACUAACAAAUGACCAGUCUUCAUCUAUCUAUUCACAUAUUGAUUCGGAUUCAACUGUUAAUGAACUAUCACAGUUCCACUUGGAUAGAUUCAAUUCAACUUUAUCUCCUACAACACUAUCUGAUUAUUCAGGAAUGGGUAAAAAUAUUUUAAAUUCUUUACAAAAUAACAAUAAUAACAAUAUGAAUAAUAGAAAAGAAAUUUUACGUGAUCUUUCACAGCCAACUAGUUUGUCAUAUGCUGCCAACUCAAUCUAUCCAUUUAUGAUUAAACCAGAUGAUCUUGUCAGUUUACCUUUGAUAGGAAAUCAAGAUCCUAUUCAAUAUUCAAUUCAAUCAGGAUUAAUUACAAGUGAUACAAAUUCAUUUUAUACUACUGUACCACCACUUCGACAUUUACAAUAUCCUUUCAAUGGAAAUCUACCUAUGAAUUCAUUGGAUCAUAAUGCUUUGAAUCAACUAAAGAUGUCUCUAAAUCAUCAAUAUAAUGGUGAGACAUUAAUUCAGCAAUCUGAUCUAAUAAAAAAUCUUCAAUUGUUUAAUAGAAAUCAAGGAUUUUAUGCAUCCAAUCCAUUCAGUUAUAUUUCUACACCAUUAUCAACAUAUGCAGAUAGUUUAACUGCUACAUUGACACUACAACAAUGGAUAGAACAUAUGAGUAAACCGGAUGUUGCUAAGAAUAAUGAUAUUAAACUAUCCAAAGAAGGAUAUAAGAAAAUAGAUAGCAGAUCAAAUUUAAAACAAUAUGAUUUACAGUUAAAUAAAACUGAACAACAAAAUUUAUGUAAUGAGAAUAAACGACAUCAUAAAAGUCCAAGAGAAAAUCUUAGUUCUAGUUUUGCUGACAGUGGAGUUGAUCUUCCAAAUACUAGUAAUCUUGAAUCAGAUAUUAUAGAACAUAAUUUAAACAAAAAUGAUAGUCCAAUAGAAAUUAGUACAAGAAUUUCAAAUAUAAUACGACCUAUAGAAAGAGUUUCAUCAGGACCAUGA